GCUGAUUCGCGCGUAAAGAAAUGCUGUUGUUGAAUUUUGGUCGCUGGUUGACCAACAUUUUUUGUUAUUAUUAAACAAAUUAUUCUAAUUUAAUUAUCAGACUCGAUGGCUACAUUUACCAAGUGUCGAGUGUGCACCUGUGUAUUGGAUGCAACCGUCGGCAGUUACAACAUGCUGCAAUUGCCGUUGGUGGCUCACAAAUUUCUUUCCUGCACAAAUUUAACCAUUUCGGAGGAAGAGCGUCUGCCAAGCGAGCUCUGCCAGGUGUGCUAUGAUCAACUGGAGCAACUUUAUGCCUUUCGGGCAAAGUGCAUUGCGGCCGAUACAAAGUGGCGCAUGCUAAACUUGGCAAAUCUUCAGGGUAAUAAAGUCGCUUGGGAUUCCGAGGCAGCUAAAGUUGUGGAGUUGGAUAAAAAGCAGAGAAAUAUACAAAACAAAAGAACCAAAUGUGAUAGACAGCAAGCGGCAGUCUUAGAAAUUGAGCGGGUUGAGGCAGAUGAGGAAGAUGAGGAGGAUUUGGAUGGGGAACAGGAUCAGGUAAGCUUCAAGGAAACACCUGUAUUUACAUAUUUACAUAAAUAUACUUAUUUGCAGCAUCAAGAUGAAGAGGAUCAAGAACAGGAUUCAAUAGGCAUCUACAAAUGUGAUAAUUGCGGCGCCCAGUUUCUGGAUGAGCAGCGUCUCUUGACCCACAAACGCAGACAUGGACAGAUGCCAUAUCCCUGCACGGAACCAGGCUGUGAUCGUGGCUAUAGCCACAAGCAUACAUUAACCCUACACAUGCGCAAGUGCCACAAAUUGGGCAAGGAGCACAAGUCGCAUAUUUGCGAAUACUGUGGCAAGGUAUUCGAUACCAUGUCUCAGCUGAGGAGUCAUCGUUAUACGCACAAGGACAAAUCGGAGCUGCCUUAUGCCUGCGAGGAGGCUGAGUGUGGCAGGCGCUUCUCCAGUAAGCAGCUGCUCAAGGUGCAUAUGAUGCGACAUGCCGGGAUAAAGAAUUAUAGAUGCAGCUAUUGUGGAGUGCAGAAGACAACGCGAACUGAGCUAAAGAUUCAUCUGAAUUAUCACACACUGGAGCGCACUUACAGCUGUCGCUUCUGCUCCAAGGUGUGCUAUAGUUCCAGCAAUCUGAACAAGCACAUGCGCACCAUACACGAGCGGGCGAGAAACUACGCCUGUUCCUACUGCGAACGCUCCUUCACCCAACUGGCCAUCUGCAAGCAGCAUGAGCUCAUCCACACCGGCGAGAAGCCUCAUGAAUGCGAGGAAUGUGGCAGACACUUCAGACAAAAGGCGGCACUACGCACACAUUACAAGGUUCACAGACGUCAAAGGGAUUUGGAUGAAUCCUUUGAAUCUGUUGUAAUUGAAUCAGUUGCUGAUGAGGAUAUCUGCAAUGUGGCAGAAGAGCUGGAAGCGAUUGACUACGAAUAACUAGAAAAUUUAUUAUAACAAGUUCUGUGGUUUCGACUAAUUUUUAUUGUUUUGUAUUUUUAUUUUAAUUGUAUAGUUUUAGUUAGUUUACUUUCAAUCUGUAUAUAGAACUCCACCGUCUUAAGGACUAUUCUCAUGUUCUUUUUCAACCAGAUAGUCAUAGCAUUGUUUAAUAAGAAUAGGCAAUACAAAAAUAGGUGUCCUUUCAGAAACGAAAUUUAAAAAACCAUUUUGUAUAAUGUAUUUUGUAUGAAUUACUCGAAAGUCCUUUAGAGGAUGAUGUUGAAACUAAUAUAAAUUAAUAGAGUUCGUCCUGCCAAACUUAGCAAACUAUAUACUGAUGAUUUGCGCAAGGAUAUGGCAAACUUAUACGUAAUUUUCGAAAAAGGACAUUCUGUUUAAUAGCUCUUAUUCCUCUGCAUCCUUUAAAAUUUCACAAGGAUAACUUUUUUUGUACUCACAGGGGGCAGGACUAUCGAACUGCAUUCAAGGAUUUUGAGCAUCCUUCAAAAAAAUUGUCUUCAAAUUUUUACAGGGUUAGGUAUAGAAAACUUGGCAUAAAAACAGAAAAACUCCUGUAGCUCCGUCAUUUGAUCUGGUUGAAUCUGUUGUCUGUGGAAGCCUUUUAGUCAGGGCUAUCGGUGGACCAAA
Messenger RNA from Drosophila innubila, 2085 nucleotides. Its product is annotated as zinc finger protein 660-like. The record is from RefSeq and is a predicted model, not a curated record. NCBI's taxonomy places the organism in Eukaryota, Metazoa, Arthropoda, Insecta, Diptera, Drosophilidae. Gene Ontology annotation, biological process: regulation of transcription by RNA polymerase II. The transcript has 2 exons. Gene Ontology annotation, molecular function: zinc ion binding; DNA-binding transcription activator activity, RNA polymerase II-specific; RNA polymerase II cis-regulatory region sequence-specific DNA binding. Bases 106 to 1434 code for a protein of 442 amino acids. Gene Ontology annotation, cellular component: nucleus.